AUGACAAUAGAGGAGGUAAAAAGAGUGGCACAUGAAGUGAUUGGAGGAAGGCCUUGGGGCGGAAAAGAUGGAUUUAAAUGCCAUCAUUUUGUUUAUUCAUUGACACAAGCAUUGGUAGAAGAAAAAGAUAAAAAUGAAUUGCUUGAUUAUUCGGUAUGGCCAGAAAGUUUAAGAGUUUUAGAUGAAAGGAUUAAUCGGUUGGAUGGAACAUUUGCAUUUUUUGAUAGUGUUCCUCUUGUGUGA
Meloidogyne enterolobii is the source of this 243-nucleotide messenger RNA. The record is from the annotation of a GenBank genome assembly. Lineage: Eukaryota; Metazoa; Nematoda; Chromadorea; Rhabditida; Meloidogynidae.